Melopsittacus undulatus (budgerigar) is the source of this 859-nucleotide messenger RNA. RefSeq names its product FosB proto-oncogene, AP-1 transcription factor subunit (gene FOSB). The transcript is spliced from 4 exons. Lineage: Eukaryota; Metazoa; Chordata; Aves; Psittaciformes; Psittaculidae. The coding region runs from base 1 to 858 and encodes 285 amino acids. The record is from RefSeq and is a predicted model, not a curated record. Gene Ontology annotation, cellular component: nucleus. Gene Ontology annotation, biological process: regulation of transcription by RNA polymerase II. Gene Ontology annotation, molecular function: RNA polymerase II cis-regulatory region sequence-specific DNA binding; DNA-binding transcription factor activity, RNA polymerase II-specific.
AUGUUCCAGGGCUUCCCCGGGGACUACGACUCCGGCUCCCGGUGCAGCUCCUCCCCCUCGGCCGAGGCCCCGUUCCUGUCCUCGGUGGACUCCUUCGGCAGCCCCGGGACGGCGGCGGCGGCGGCGCAGGAGUGCGGUGCGCUGGGGGACAUGCCCGGCUCCUUUGUGCCCACGGUGACGGCCAUCACCACCAGCCAGGACCUGCAGUGGCUGGUGCAACCCACGCUCAUCUCCUCGGUGGCCCAAUCGCAGCCCCCGGGGGCCCCCAUGGCGCAUCCCCCCCCCCUCGAUCCCUAUGACCUGCCAGGACCCAGCUACUCCACACCGGGCAUGGGCGGCUUCAGCGCGGCAUCGGCACCGCCGGCACGGCCCAGCCGCGUGCGGCCCCGGCGCAGCCGCGAGGAGACGCUGACGCCGGAGGAGGAAGAGAAGCGCCGGGUGCGCCGGGAGAGGAACAAGCUGGCGGCAGCCAAGUGCCGGAACCGGCGCCGGGAGCUGACGGAUCGGCUGCAGGCGGAAACGGACCAUCUGGAGGAGGAGAAGGCGGAGCUGGAGUCGGAGAUCGCGGAGCUGCGCAAGGAGAAGGAGCGGCUGGAGCUGGUGCUGGCCGCGCACGCGCCCGCCUGCAAGCUGCCCUUCGGGGCCGCCGAGGUGAGCGCUCCGCGCAAGGAGGAACCGGCGGCCGGUGCCCAGGGCCCCUUCCCCGCCUGCUGCUUCCCGGCGCCGCCUAACCCCAACCCCGCUCCGUUUGUGUUCACCCACCCAGAGGGAGCCUCCUGCGGAGCCUCACACCAGCGGAGCAGCGGCAGCGACCAAUCCUCGGACUCCCUGAGCUCCCCCUCGCUCCUCGCGUUGUGAA